Messenger RNA from Trichomycterus rosablanca, 498 nucleotides. RefSeq names its product histone H2B-like. Gene Ontology annotation, molecular function: protein heterodimerization activity; DNA binding; structural constituent of chromatin. Lineage: Eukaryota; Metazoa; Chordata; Actinopteri; Siluriformes; Trichomycteridae. The record is from RefSeq and is a predicted model, not a curated record. The transcript has a single exon. Bases 4 to 378 code for a protein of 124 amino acids. Gene Ontology annotation, cellular component: nucleosome.
AUCAUGCCUGAACCAGCGAAGGCCGCGGCCAAGAAGGGCUCCAAGAAAACCGUCCCCAAGCCCGCCGGCAAAGGAGGCAAGAAGCGCAGAAAGUCCAGGAAGGAGAGCUACGCUAUCUACGUGUACAAGGUCCUGAAACAGGUCCACCCUGAUACCGGGAUCUCUUCCAAGGCUAUGGGCAUCAUGAACUCCUUCGUCAACGACAUUUUCGAGCGUAUCGCUGGUGAGUCCUCUCGUCUGGCUCACUACAACAAGCGCUCCACCAUUACCUCCAGGGAGAUCCAGACCGCCGUGCGCCUGCUGCUUCCCGGUGAGCUGGCCAAGCACGCCGUGUCCGAGGGUACCAAGGCCGUCACCAAGUACACCAGCUCCAAGUAAAGCGCCUUAGUCGCUCUGGCAAACCAACGGUUCUUUUAAGAGCCACCCAUCUUAUCAAGAUAAGAGAAUUUUCUUCUUUUUAAAUAUUAGAUCUGAAUAUGUUAUACCCACUUUAUCUAG